AUGCUUGCAGAGAAGUUUGACUAUACUUAUUGGCUCAUUCUUUACCGAGUCACUGAAGCUGAAUCGCCAUGGGUUGAAGCAGGCAAAUUCAGCGGUAGCUGGCCUGACAGAAAUUUUCCGAAAACGGCGCAGCGGACCAGUGAAGGAGAACGACAACAUGACCCACCACCAUUGAGUGUGAAGGGGCUUCUCCGAAAGCCGCAAUUUGAAAAGCAGCUGGGAGCCAACCAAGCUCUACCGAAAGCUCUACCAAAAGCUCUGCCGAAAGCUAUACCAGCCUCAGGGCUACAGUCCCUUCAUCCAGCCUUCAGCGGCCAAUCUCGACUGCAAGUUUCUCCCCCAUCCUAUGUCUAUCCCUGGGAAGCACCGGACAGAACUGCAGAGAGUGAGGCGAGGGACCGAGAUCUGCAUUCUCAGGGACCUUCACCCAGAUCAGCAAGGUCAGGGCACUCAUGGCACUCUGCCUCCGGGCCACUGGGCACCUCUGCACCGCUUUCCCCUCCAGAAGAUGAGCCAAGCUUUGUGGUACCUGCUCAACAGCCGGCGCGAGAUGCCAUUUGCACCAUUCCUGCCAAAGCUGAGGAGGAGCUGAAAGAUUAUUCCCGAAGCAGAACCGAUGAUGGUACCGGAAAGCAAUAA
Messenger RNA from Cladocopium goreaui, 639 nucleotides. The record is from the annotation of a GenBank genome assembly. NCBI's taxonomy places the organism in Eukaryota, Dinophyceae, Suessiales, Symbiodiniaceae.